Molecule: messenger RNA, 6324 nt
Organism: Xyrauchen texanus (razorback sucker)
Lineage: Eukaryota; Metazoa; Chordata; Actinopteri; Cypriniformes; Catostomidae
Product: arf-GAP with Rho-GAP domain, ANK repeat and PH domain-containing protein 3-like
Exons: 35
Coding region: 305-5434 (1709 amino acids)
Biological process (GO): signal transduction; positive regulation of GTPase activity
Molecular function (GO): protein binding; phosphatidylinositol-3,4,5-trisphosphate binding; GTPase activator activity
Source: RefSeq, a predicted model, not a curated record
GUCAUCAUAACAAAUAUAACUAUCACCAGCACAGCGCUGCAGAAAACGCUCAAACUUUCACCAGUCCCUCAUAGAACACUGGAUUUUAACAAUCUCCGCAUAAACAAAGCACAAAAUCGCAGGAUUUUAACGCGAAGCAAUAAAGGUCACCCUUUAUCAGACCGCCUCACAAGCUUCCUUCCUCCCCUCGCAGCAUGGGAUCCGGUGAAUCCGGUGAGUGCCCGAGCCAAAGAUGAAGGGCUGGAAUCAUCUUCUCUUCUUGGCUGAAAUUGCUGCUGUUUUGCAUGCAGCCUAAUGAGCAUCUAUGCAAACUAUGGCAACAAUCGGUCCAUGCUCAGAUGCAGAGGACCUGUUGGCUUCCAUCCAUCUCGAGAGGUAUCUAGACCAAUUCCGUCAGGCAGGCUUUCUCCUCACCCGGGACUUCUGUCAUGUGGACAAUGCUGCUUUGAACAGGGUGGGAGUGACUGCCACAGGUCACAGGAAGCGUAUCCUUAAACUGGUCGAGCACAUUCAGUCGAUCUGUCAAUAUCAAUGGAAAGAGUCCUUGCUAGAUCGUUGCAACUCAGAGUCUGCUAUUCACGAGGUGACCCCUGUCAACACAGAGCCUCUUUCUCCCUCAGGACAUGCUGGCACCUCCUUUGAAUCCUUACGCAACAGCUCUGCCCCGAAUCUUUGUGCACAAGUGAAGCAUUCGUACUCCGAGCAUAGUGCUACUGUCAUAAAGCCGGUACCAAAACCAAGAACUGUCUUCCACAAACUUAGAUCAGAGAGGCGAUCUUUAAUAACACAACAUGAAACACAGCCUUGCCGAAAGUCUUCUCAGGAGCCACUUUCUUUAAAAGUUGCAGAAGAUUCAUCCUCUAGUGCAUCUAGUAUAGACACUGUUGAAACAUCUACUGAACCAAAACAGGGCCUUUGUGAACCAAGUUUGAGCAAUACCUCUUCGGCCCCAGAGACUGGUGGGCCAUUACCCCCAGUACCUCCUAGGUUAAAUCGAGGGAAUACUCCUUCCACAUUUAUGAGAAUGUCAGACUUGGACCAGCUCAGCACCCAACCCCUACCUUCGCCCCCAGACUCAUCAUCUAGUUGUCAGUGUUCUCCUUUUACUAACACUUUCACUGGCUCACCCCCGAGUCCACCCUGCUCAGGGCUAGAGAUGGUCUCUAAUGAAAUCUAUUGUGGCACUUUACCUGGCACUCCAUGCAUGUUGUGGAGUCGCUCUGUACCCGUUCCCCCUCCACGACAGGAGGACAGCCCAUCUACUGAAAAUCAUAGCACUUUAGACAAGAACAACACAUUUGAAUCACCUCAAACAAUGUCUGCGUCUGCUGAGGAUGAUGAUGAAAUUAUCAACCCGUACUGUGAAACAGUUUUCCAGAGCAAGCGACAAUAUCAACACUCAAAGGUUGAAAGGACCAAAAUUGAGGGAAAGUCUGGAACUACGAAUAAUGAAGGCAAACUAAAAGAUCAAAGGCAGCAGAAUCAUUCAUGGCUCAAGCGUCUUGAUUCUCCAGGCUACUGCACAGUGGGUGAGCCCUCCCCAGCCUCCCACUCAUUCUCCCUCCCUCAUAACUUCUACUCAAGUGAAGCAGAUGAGGACCACGUCAUCUCCCCCUACGCCAGCUUCACCUCGCUGUCCGAGCGGGUGGCACCAAUUCUCAGCGGCUGUCUUGACAAGCUCUCUCCUCAAGGGUACGCCCCAUCGGGGCUGCUACUCGCCUCCUCUCGCCUCUGCAUCUCCUGCACUCCCCUCAAUGCCUGUUUCUACCUUCUGUCUGUUCUCUCUAGCCGAAACUAUGUGUUCCAGAAACGCUAUGUUAAGUUUGAUGGGAAAAACCUGAUGUACUAUGGUAGCGAAAAGGAUGCCUACCCCAAAGGUGUGAUUCCCUUAGCUGCCAUACAGAUGGCCCGUCUAGCCAAAGACAAUAAAUUUGAGGUUGUGACAAGCCACAGGACAUUUGUCUUCCGUGCUGACAAUGAUGUCCAGAGAAGCACAUGGUGUAGCACAUUACAAGAGCGAGUCAAGGAACAGCUGGUUUUUGGCUACCCACGUUUUGGCCCCGGCAGUCACUGCCAAAAGAGGGGCUUCCUGGAGCUCAAAGGAACCAAAUCAAAGAUCUACACUGCCAUUAUAAUGGAGCAGAUCUGGCUGUACAAGAGUGAGCAGUGCUUUAAAAAUGGGAUUGGAAUUACUGUAAUUGAGGCCAGAGGUGCUACAGUACGUGAUGGAAAGGGCAGGAGCUUUGAUCUCAUUACACCUUAUAAAUCCUUCAGCUUUACUGCAGAGUCGGAGCGAGAGAAGAGGGACUGGAUGGAGGCCCUGCAGGAAUCUAUAGCAGAAACACUAUCUGAUUACGAGGUGGCAGAGAAGAUCUGGUCCAACAGGUCCAACAAGAUCUGCGCAGACUGUAAAGCCAUCAAUCCAGACUGGGCAUCCAUCAAUCUCUGUGUGGUUAUCUGCAAGAAUUGCGCAGGCCAGCACCGAGGUCUUGGCACAAUGGUGUCGAAAGUGCAGAGUCUGAAACUAGACACCAGUGUGUGGAGCAAUGAGAUUGUUCAGCUCUUCAUAAUGCUUGGCAAUGAUAGGGCUAAUGAAUUCUGGGCAGCCAGGCUUCCUGUGACUGAGGAACUGGACCGUGAUGCCUCCCCAGAACAGCGGAAAGAAUUUAUCAUCCACAAAUAUCGUGAAGGCAGAUACCGUUACUCUCAUCCUAGUUUUAGCAGCCAGGAAGAACUGCUAAAGGUGUUGUGCACCGCCAUGUCCGAGCAGAACUUGCUGAAAACGGUCACUCAGAUUUUCGCAGAAGCCGAUGCCGCUCGACUCUCUGACGCUAAUGGAAACAAUAAGCGUCGGUCCCCACAUUACUCAUACACACAGUCUGCAGAUUCUUGUGUUUAUGAUGAGAUCAUGCAGCCCAUCCUGUACUCUGGCUAUCUCUACAAGUCAGGCUCCUUGAACAAAGGGACAUUAUCUCGCAGAACCAGAGACGCAGAUUUUCAAAAAUACUGGUGUUCAGUGGAGAAGUCCAUUCUCUUUUAUGAGUCUGACAGAUGUCAUGAGCCCAGUACAAAGAUCGAUAUUAAAGACAUCAUUUGUUUAGGAGUUAGCAGACCAGACUCCUGCAACAACAGUGGCCUUACCGACAAAUUUCGAUUCACUUUUGAACUGUACCUAACAUCUGAUAAACUGGUUCAGUUUGGCCUGGAAACUCCGGAAGCGUUGCACAGCUGGGCGAGAGCAAUAGGGAAGGCCAUCACCCCUCUCAGCUGCCACUGCCUUCUGACGCGAGAGUUCGAGCGUGUGGGCGUGCUGCGCUACAAGGCCAUGCUCGAUCCCCAGCAGUGGAAAGAAGGCUUCUUUGUUCUACAAAAGUCCAAUCUGUUUAUCUGCCCUGGAAACGAUGGAGCCGCCGAGGACAUUAUAAACCUGAAACGCCUACAGGAGCUCAAAACAGAGAACCAUGAGAAGAAGGACAUUCUAGUUCUUGUUGAGAAAGGAAGGACUCUGCACCUGCAGGGCAUGGGGAGGACAGAUUUGUCUCUGUGGUACACAGACAUUCAGAAGUCUGCAGGAGGGAAAGGAAACACACUUAAAGAUCAGCAGCUCAGCAGAAAUGACAUCCCCAUCAUUGUAGACAGUUGCAUUGCCUUCAUAACCCAGUAUGGCUUGGGACAUGAGGGUAUAUACAGGAAAAAUGGGGCAAAGUCUAGAAUCAACCUUUUGAUGGAAGAGUUCCGCAAGGAUGCACGCAACGUGAAACUCCGUAUAGGAGAUAACUUCAUAGAGGACGUAACUGAUGUACUGAAGAGGUUCUUCCGGGAGAUUGACGAUCCCAUAUUCAUGGCUGAUCUCCACCCCUUCUGGAGGGAAGCUGCCAAGAUACCUCAAAAGACACAGCGUCUGGACAGAUAUAAAGAGCUGAUUCGAGGUUUACCGCUGGUUAACAGAACGACUCUAUCAGCACUCAUUAGUCACCUCUACAGGGUACAAAAGUGUGCUGACCUGAAUCAAAUGUGCACUAAGAACCUGUCACUGCUAUUCGCUCCCAGCCUUUUUCAGACUGAUGGGAAAGGAGAACAUGAGGUCAAGAUCAUACAAGACCUAAUUGACAACUAUCUGUAUAUAUUUGAUAUCGAUGAAGAGCACCAAACACAGAUUGAACUAGAAAUCAGUUUGAUUACUACCUGGAGAGACACACAGCUCUCGCAGGCUGGGGACCUGAUUAUUGAAGUUUAUCUAGAGGAAAAGGUACCGGAUUGCUGCAUCACUCUGAAAGUGUCUCCCACUAUGUGUGCAGAGGAGCUGACCAACCAGGUGCUAUAUAUGAGAAAUAUUCCUGCUGGGGAGAGAGACGUAUGGAUGGCCUUUGAGGCCAUUGAGGAAGGAGAGCUUGAGCGGCCUCUUCACCCCAAAGAGAAAGUUCUGGAACAGGCCCUGCAGUGGUGUAAAAUGGCUGAUCCCAGCUCUGCAUAUCUAGUGGUGAAGAAGGUGUCCAGAGGAGAGGCUAUCGACAUUUUCACAGCCUACAAGAGUGAGAUAGUGAAGUCUGGUGUUCUGAAGUGUCGAGAGGAGCCGCCCAAACUCCUGCAGGGGAACAAAUUCCAGGAGCGAUCAUUCCAAAUCAAAGAUCACAAACUACUCCUGUUGAAGGACAAGAAAACCAACAAGCCAGAAAAAGAGUGGCAACUGAAAACCUUGAAGGUUUACAUGGGGAUAAGAAAGAAACUAAAACCACCCACAAAAUGGGGAUUUACAGUAAUGUUGGAUAAACAUCAAAUGUACCUCAGCUGUUCCUGUGAAACUGAAUUAUGGGACUGGAUGACUAAUUUACUUAAAUCACAGAAUGAUGACCUGCAUCCACCUGUGAUGAGACGCCACUCUUCCUCUGACAUUUCCAAACAGAGAUUCGGCACCAUGCCGCUAGUGCCCAUCAGAGGAGAGAAGAGCAAUACCAACUCUACCAUGCUCUCUGCCAAUCAAACUCUGAGAAAGCUUCACACAAGAAGGGCACUGUCAAUGUUCUUUCCCAUGAAGAUGCAGCAGGACUCGUUUGAAGAGAGCAUUGAAAGUCCUGAGCCUUUGUAUGAGGAGGUGGGCGACUUUGGCCUGCAGGUGCUUAAGUCUUUGGAAACCAGUUUUCUGUCCAGUGCUCGUGCUGAAACACAGGAGGUGCCAGCACGGCCCGUCAGCCUCGGACAGAGGAGGGCUGCCUUCCUGGAUCGCUUGGUUGGACCUAAUCCAAUGCACAGGAUGAGGGGAGAGGGAACCUUAUCCUUUGGUGAAUCUCUAGACAUUCUGGGGCAAGACGACCCCAGUAAUUCUGUGCAUGUCCAAGAUAGGCACAGGUCACACAGAUCAUGUAGCCCCCAACAGGAAUUGCUGUUACAGGAACUCUCUACUAUGUUCGGCAAUAAACCAGAGUCUGAAGAGUAGUGUACUACUGAGAACCUUACCUAAGAGGGGCAGCACAACCACAGAGUUUUAGAAAAGUUGGACUGGAUUUGUCCCUAGAGAAAUUUGCUAUGGAACUUGAAAUAGUUGUUUAUAAUUGGUCCAUUAUUUGUUUGAAAUUGGCUAGUAAUAAAUCAAUAUUACAAUGAUCUGAUUAUUGUGCAGUCAGGAAUCUGUGCUAUAAAAGUUUAGUAUAAAUUGGGUAAAUCGGUUUUGGCAUGUGCAUCUGUUGAUUUGCUACACUAAAACUCACAGACCUCUCAACAUUUUCCAGAAUUUCACAUUUUUAUAAUUUGGACGUAAGGUUAUUAUAUUUUGUUGUGUUAUUUGUACCUAAAAAUGUAUCAUUAUGCAUGUAAAGCACAAUAUCUGCAUCCUGUGAAACAUAAAUGACUACUGAAUGAGUGUCUUUCAGUUCUCUUGGGACUUUGACCAGAUUGUUUUUAUAUGUAUACAGUUUUAUUAUAUUUAUUAAUUUAUUUAUAGACUAUUUGAAUAAUUCCCAAAUAUUUCCCAGUUUUUGGAGAAAAGAAAAAGAAUGUUAACAGAAGGAAGGAAAUUACUUAUUUGAAGGCUAGACUUUGAACAGGAGAGGGCAGUGUAGAUACAGCACAUAUUGUCUUGACAAUCUUGAGCAUAUAACUUCCACUGAUUUUCACUCCACUUCAAAGGCAUAAACAUGUAAAGUCUAUUCACAAAAUAAAUGUGUUAUUACACUGAGUUUUUGUUUAUUGUAUGUUACCAAUGAAAUAGUCAUGGCUGGUUUGUUUUUGUGAAUCUUCAUCCAGUGAAUGUUUUUGCCGUGGUUUUUAGACUUCUUAUAUAUAGAUUGUCCAAAUAUGGACUCACAUCUGUUGCACUGAUAAAUUCAU